Molecule: messenger RNA, 1737 nt
Organism: Rotaria sp. Silwood1
Lineage: Eukaryota; Metazoa; Rotifera; Eurotatoria; Philodinida; Philodinidae
Source: the annotation of a GenBank genome assembly
AUGCUUAAAGAAGAAUUAAAUUCAUGUGAAAAUAAUCUAGUUGUUCAUUUAAUUAUAAUUGGUUUUCAUCAUAAAAAAGGUCAUCAGAUUGAAUAUAGUUAUCCAUUAUUAAAUGAACCAAUUGAUGAAUAUUGGUCAAAUAUAGGAGGUUUAGCAUUACCAGAUGGUGUACAUCAGAGACAAUAUGAUUUAAUUUAUUUUCAUCUUCCAUCUAUUUAUCAUCAAGAUAAUAUUCACAAAACAUUAUUUGGUAUUGCUUCAUAUAGACAAAUUGAUGCUAAUACAGUUACUAAUAAGGAAGCUGAUAUAACACGAAAUUCAAUUCAAAAAAGUGUUUGUCUUAUUUUACGUCAACCUGUUUAUGGAAAUGUAAGUGAAGAACUUCAAUUGUUAACUGAAAAAUAUUUUGAAGAAAAAAAAUUUAAUGAAAGAAAAAUGUUUGAAGAAUUUGUUGAUAAAUUAAAUAAAAAUCCUCCAAAAUUUGAUUUAAAAUAUUAUUCUGCUCGUGAUCUUGUUUGUCGUUAUCGACGUAAAACACUUAUUCUUUUUAAACUUAUUUUAUUACAAAAAAAAGUUUUAUUUAUGUUAUCACCUAUUCAAAAUUUAGUUCAAACAAUAAUGAAUCUUGUCUCGCUAAUUCCUAAUUUAAUAGAAACCGGUUUAAAUGAAUGUACAUUAAUUGAUGAUAAAAGUGAUAUUGAAAAUGAAAUAAAUUUAAAUGAAAAUGAAGAUAUUGUUUUCUCAAGAAAUGAUGAUAAACAAAUUGAUUUUGAUAAUAUUAAAUUAAAAACAUUAAAAAUAGCUGAUGAUGAUGAUAAUGAUAAUGAUGAUGAUGAUAAAUUAUCAAAUCAGUUUGAACAAACAAACACAGAAGAUAUUAAAAAUAAUUUAUUAAAACGAGCUACAUCAAUAACAAAUAAAUUAUCAGAUACAUUUAAUCGUUUAACUUCAACAACAUCAACAUCAACAUCAAUAGCCAUAAAUAAUAAUGAACUUGUUAAUUUAAUUGAUCAAUAUCAAUUAUCAUAUGAUUUAUUUAAAAAAAAUAAUCUACUUCAUCCAUAUAUAUCAAUAUAUUCUCUUGAUAUAAUUAAUAAUUCAAAUAUAAAUUCAUAUUUAAUUGGUGCAAGUAAUCGUUUAUAUCGUCAACAAAAUAAUAUUGAUUUUAUUUUAACUGAUUAUGAUGAUGACGAUUUUAUAAUUCAAUCAUCAUUAUUAAAACAACAACUUCAAUUAACAACAGCUGAUUUAAGAUUUACUCAAUUAUUUGAAGAUUCACAAUCAAUUAUUCAAAGUGAAGAAGAAAUUCGUCGUCUAUUUAAAAUCUAUUUCUUCUCAUUAUUAUGUGUAGCUCGAACUCCUAAUGAUGAAGGAAUGAAUGAUUUUAAUCCAUUAUUUGUUAAAUCAUUUCAAUCAACAAAUGCAUUUCGUUUAUGGCAAUCAAAAGGACCUUAUCCAUAUAUUGAUCAAAUUCCUCCACGACAUCCUCAAGCAGGACAACUUAAUGUAAAUGAUGUUAAAUUACGUGUUGCUCAUGUUCUCGAUGAUUCUGAAGCUGGUAGAAAAUUAAAAGGUGCAUUUGAAGAUACAUCUCAAUUUAUGGGUGAAAAAUCUCGAGCAGCAACUAAAGUACUUGGACAAGCAAAGAAUUCUCUAUUUAGUUCAGUUAUUGGAACAAUAAAUCAAGGUAAACAAUGGUUAUCAAAAGGUCAAUCAUCAUCUCCAACAUCUAAUUAA